UUUCAGAUUUGCUUGUACUUUAUAGCCACACAUAUAUGUCAAGACAAGACGGAAGAAGAUACGGUCAUGUAACCCAAAACAAGAACAGAAAAGGGAAGCAAAUGUUUCAGCCUCAACAAUCACAAAAAGGAAAACAUGCAACAUGUGACACCAAUACAUCUUGAUGCCAAGACAUUUCGAUGUAUAUCCAUCAACAGUUUAAAUAUCAGGCAAUUGCUACCAUCAUGCUCUUAGAUGCCCACUUUUUGAUCAUUCCAAAUGUCACCUAAUAGACGUCCCUCUCGUUCAAUCUCUGACGUGACAAAAUUCGAUUGUCAAUGUGGACAUGAUGAUUGCGAAAUCAUUCUAAGCAGAAAGGUAAAAGCAUUAGCCAGAAGAAAGGAGAGCUUAUUACCAUCUCUACAAGAAGAUGGUUUAACACGAAAAAGCAUCUCCAAAUCUCCUUUACCAGCUUUGUUUCGCAAAUUGUCUCUAGUUCCGGACAAUGAGGUCAAUCAAGCUAAACAAUACGGUAAAGUGAAAAAGAUCUUCUUCUCUCCACAUCCCGACGACGUAGCAUAUAGCUGCUUUGGACUGGCCAGUGGAAAAGAGCUCAAGUCAACUUUUUCAGGAAGCAGUCGUCAAAGCAGUAAUUCCUCAAACACGUACAGCAGCGCAGGAAGCUUUGCAACUGAUUCAACUCUCGACAGUAACGACAUUGAACAAAGCACUCUAUUCUCUGCAUUAGAUGAAAAGACUGCACCCAUUCAAGCUUCACCGCCGUUCAAUCCAGAUACGUGGAUCGUAACAAUCUUUAGCAAAAGUCGUUGUGCAAAUGGAUCCAUCGGACAAUCUUUGGGUCACUGCGUUAAUGCAACCACGAUUCGUCGUCAAAGAGAAGAUGAAGAAUUCGCUCAAUCAAUAGGUGCAAAAUUGAUCUCAUUGGGUUUACGUGACACGAGCGCAAGGGAUGAAGGUAGCCGACAUCCAGAGCUACUAGCAAACACCAGGAAUUCAUUAUCCAGCCUUACCGUCAAUCAUCCUAAAUUUGAAAUGAUGAGAGAGCGUGUUAGACCGUUUGUGGAAUGGGCAAUCGAAUGUAAAGCAGAUAUUCACAUUCCCGUCGCAGUAGGAUGUCAUAUCGAUCAUUGGAUGGUACGUGUUGCCAUUUUAUCCAUUCUUUAUCAAAUCGAACAACAGAAGAGAUGGGUGGAAUGGUCAGGAACACAUUUUGAACGUACGAUCGAUCGAAAUGAAGCGGAUGCUGAAGUACAAAAGCAAGAUCUCCUAAGAAGAUUUUCUAUAUCUCACCGACCCCAACCUGCCCAACUUACCCGGUUUGGCUCUCAAUUAAUCUUUUAUGAAGAUUUACCGUAUGCAUUCCUUGGCACGGAUGAUCUAGUCCAAAGGACGGUAACACAAUUCUUACCUAGUCAAGUUCGAACUGCGCUCAUUCCGAUGACUGAAGCGGAUUGGAAACGUAAAAAGGCUGCAGUUGAAGGAUAUGCCUCGCAAAUGAAACCGACAUUAUUGAGCAUGUUGCACGAUCAUGCUAUGCUUUUAGCUAAACGGGCAUCAGCAUUAGAUCCAUCAUGGGAGAACGAAAGGUCGUCUGAAUGGACAAAAGCUGAACGAUGUUGGAUCUUAGACGAUGUAUGCGGUCUUACAGGCACACUUUUGACCUCUGUCGCUUCCAAAACGGUUGAAGAGGAAACGCAUAGUAAACCUAUUCACAAUGAUUAUCAAUCGGCAAACAAAGUGGUUGAUCAAUCACCUAUUGCAAAGAUUAAAUUUUUAUCACCAUUUGAUACCACCGCCGCCGCUCAUAGUACAAAAUCCAGAAGGAACGAUUUACACAUCUUAUCGCCAUCUUCUAGAACGAUUGGAUUGGAUCAAAUCUCCGAUGAUUCUGGCUCUUUUUCACUUUCACCAACGCAAAAUAUCAUUAGACCUAUUAAAGCUCUUCAACGGGUAGCCACUUGUCCUGCCCCGGAAUCGUUCCCGAUCUCUAAUUACAGACGUUAAGGGGUAUAUAUAUAUAGAUGAUGUAUUAUAAAUAGCAAUUUGAACCCUAAUUCACAC
This is a messenger RNA of Meira miltonrushii, 2061 nucleotides long. RefSeq lists its product as uncharacterized. The transcript has a single exon. Bases 259 to 2004 code for a protein of 581 amino acids. NCBI's taxonomy places the organism in Eukaryota, Fungi, Basidiomycota, Exobasidiomycetes, Exobasidiales, Brachybasidiaceae. The record is from RefSeq and is a predicted model, not a curated record.